AUGUCCAAGUUCGCGGUCCGCGUGGACGCUGCAGUCUCGGCCCUGGGAAGCGGCGCCGGCGCCGGCUUGGACGAGAACGACUUCAUCGACGCUUCGAGACUGGUCUACGAUGGUGUGAGGGAGAUACGAAGAGCUGUGCUGAUGAAUAGGGAUGACGAGGACUUGGAUCCGGAAGACGUGGAGUUGGACGAGCAUUAUACAUUGGAGACGAGGAGCAAAUCAAGUGCCCACACUGGAGAACAUGGCGUCGAUGAAUAUCCUGAUAUUAGUGGCAUUACUAACGCCAGGGAAGCGAUGCGAAAGAUGACCGAGGAGGACAAACGCAAGAUCCUGCAGCAAGUGGAGCUCUUCCGCAGGGAGAAGAUGACUUUCGACAACGAGGUCGCCAAGUGGGACGACGCUGGGAACGACAUCAUUAUGCUGGCCAAGCACAUGUGCAUGAUCAUGUUGGAGAUGACGGACUUCACGAGAGGCCGUGGACCUUUGAAGACGACCAUGGACGUCAUCAACGCCGCCAAGAAGAUUUCGGAGGCUGGCACCAAGUUGGACAAGCUGACCCGUGAGAUUGCUGAGCAGUGCCCGGAGUCGUCUACGAAGCAGGACCUGCUUGCGUACUUGCAGCGCAUCGCUCUCUACUGCCACCAGAUCCAGAUCACCAGCAAGGUGAAGGCCGACGUGCAGAACAUCUCCGGCGAGCUCAUCGUCAGUGGGCUGGACAGCGCGACCUCUCUGAUUCAAGCGGCGAAGAACCUGAUGAACGCGGUCGUGCUGACGGUGAAGGCUUCCUACGUGGCCUCCACCAAGUACACGCGCCAAGGGACCAUCGCUUCGCCGAUCGUGGUGUGGCGCAUGAAGGCUCCGGAAAAGAAGCCGCUGAUCCGUCCGGAGAAGCCGGAGGAGGUGCGCGCCAAGGUGCGCCGCGGCAGCCAGAAGAAGCAGCCCAGCCCCGUGCACGCGCUCGCAGAGUUCCAGAGCCCCGCCGAGAGCGUCUAG
Messenger RNA from Parnassius mnemosyne (clouded apollo), 993 nucleotides. The record is from the annotation of a GenBank genome assembly. Lineage: Eukaryota; Metazoa; Arthropoda; Insecta; Lepidoptera; Papilionidae.